Blepharisma stoltei is the source of this 687-nucleotide messenger RNA. The record is from the annotation of a GenBank genome assembly. NCBI's taxonomy places the organism in Eukaryota, Ciliophora, Heterotrichea, Heterotrichida, Blepharismidae.
AUGAAGGACACCUUAAAACCGAAAUUUUACUCGCCGCUUAGGAGUUCAUCUUUAAGCACAGAAUCUCUGAAUACUACUCUAGGAAAAGAUUCUUAUCACUGAAGCUUCUCCAAAGCAAACAGAUUUACCCACAAGCAAAUCACGUCAACCCCAGACUUCAUAAUCCCUCCAACUUCUUUAUCAAAAAGAUCAACUUCUUUUGGCUUCGGCAAAAGAUGAGAGCCAAAAAACGACAAAGGCAGAGAUUCGCCCCCACCCACAUGUUAUAGUCCGCCAAGCUAUUUUGCUGUACAUUCAAGAGCUGUUAAUUUUAGUUCUGGAGUAACAGCUGAGCGAACACCAAUUAAAACAAAAAUUGUCCCAGGGCCUGGAGCUUAUAAUGUAGAUUUACCUUUUGGAAAAAAUAGCCCUAAGUUUACAUUAAGGCCAAGAAUACAAUUUAAAGAGAAAUAUUUAACGCCAGCUCCUGGGACAUAUAACCCCAGCUUUAAAAUUGUUGAAAGGUCAAACUUUUCAAAAAUCGGGUUUGGACAUGGAGAAAGAAAAAAUAUGAGACAAUUAGAUGAGAGCCCUGGGCCUGGGACGUAUGAUUUGCCAGGAAUUUUUAACAGAAGCAAUAGUGGGAUUUUUGCACCCAUUAGAAACCAAACUUCAUUUGCUAAAAAAACAGAGGAUUACAGUUUUUAA